CUCUCACGCGGGAUCAUCGCACUACGUGCUGUUGUGUAGAUCUGUGACGUGUGCGCGCAGCGCUCUCUGGUGCAAUCUGCCCGGACACGCGCUCAACCCCCAAAACAAGCUGGGUUUAUCUCUUCAUCUGUCCCUCACCGAGGAGUUAGCUCCUCAGUGUAGCAUCGCGAUGCUACACACAACUAUCAUGGACGAAGACGACUGUUUCCUACGACAACGGCAGCUGAAGUAGAGGUAGACAGGAUGGGGGACCGGGCCGUCAGUGGCCGCCAGGCUGCGAUCUCUCCAAUGCAGCAGAUGCUGGCCUCUGGAACUGGAGCCCUCCUCACAUCUUUAUUUGUCACGCCGCUGGACGUUGUGAAGAUCCGGCUGCAGGCUCAGCAAGCACCGUUCCACAAAGCUUUAGCCUGUGAGUCUGCUCCGUGGGGCGGCGUCAUCCGCCCUUCAAAGUGGAAAUGUUUCCUGUAUUGUAAUGGACUGAUGGAUCACAUCUACGUUUGUCAGAAUAGAACCAGUUGCAGCAACUGGUACAAAGCACCGACACAUUUCAGCGGAACUUUAGAUGCUUUUGUGAAAAUCAGUCGACAUGAAGGACUCAGGUCUUUGUGGAGUGGACUACCACCAACACUUGUUAUGGCGGUACCUGCCACCGUCAUCUACUUCACCUGCUACGACCAGCUGCGACACUUCCUGACGUACGGUCUGGGUUUUCAGGGCAGCCAUGUUCCUCUCCUUGCUGGUGGUCUGGCCAGAUUGGGGGCUGUGACAGUCAUCAGUCCUCUGGAGCUGAUCAGGACUAAGAUGCAGUCCCGUCGGCAGCCGUACAGCGAGCUGCGAGCGUGUAUCCGCUCCGCUGUGGCCCAGGACGGCCUGCUGUCUCUGUGGAGGGGCUGGGCACCCACCAUUCUCAGAGAUGUCCCUUUCUCGGGUGUGUAUUGGUUUAACUAUGAACUGGUGAAGGCCCAGUUAUGUGAACAGUUUGGAAGGUCUCAGGCCAACUUCCCCAUCAGCUUUACUGCAGGAGCUGUGUCUGGAGCUAUCGCUGGGAUCCUCACUCUGCCUUUUGACGUGGUGAAGACUCGGAGACAGAUCCAACUCGGAGAGAUGGAUACUCUAGGAGGUCCCUUGAAGAAAACAUCAUCCACAUGGCACAUGAUGAAGAAAAUAUGGGUUGAGCUGGGCUACAGGGGGCUUUUUGCAGGUUUCAUGCCAAGGGUGAUCAAAGUGGCCCCAGCCUGUGCGAUCAUGAUAAGCACCUACGAGUUUGGAAAGACGUUCUUCCAGAAGAUGAAUCUUGAUCAGGAGCGCCUGUCAUCCUGAAGGUUGUUUGUGCAGCGCUGGGUGUUUCUCAGAGGCAGAAGCACACGCAGACUUUAUCUUGAGGAAACGAAGGAAAAAUCCUCUAUAGAUGAAGGGAGAAAAGGGUGGGUUUGGACUUCGGGGUGUCUCUACUUGCAAAUCUGAUAUUCUCCAAGCCUGGACCAGGAGGGACACUCUGGGAUCACAAACUUGACUUUAUAUGUGUGGACGAAUUGAGUAAACCUCUUACAGGCAUCUUUAAAAAGAGAAUGUUCUUUUUCUGUGUUUGUGUGUGUGACCGAAAUCAAAUCUCAGUGUACAUUUUCAAACAAUGACAGAGAGGCUUAGUUAGCGAGCAGCGACGCGACUGUCGUACUCAAUGAGUUGUAUGAGGUUUUAUGCUGCGUGGGAAAAUCCAAACCCUCUUUAAGACUUCAACUGCAUCAGCACUGUAGCAUGAGUGCAAGGAAACUGUUCUCUUACCUGUAUUCUGCAUCUCCUGACAAACUGCAUGAUGUGUACAUCUGCAAUCAGUACAGAAGCUAUAUAAUAAAAUGUCCACCCACUCUCCUAUCCUGCAUCCGCUUCACUGCAUUAUCCUGCAAUCCUGCUGCAGUGAAACCUGACAUUUUUGACAUUAUUCUGAAGAGUAGCUGAGUGACAAAUCUGAUUUAUGUGCUGAGUAAAUGUAACCAAUUACAGAACUUUACAUUUGCAAUGCAAGAGCUGUGAAAAGAAUAACUGAGAACUGAUUAAUAACUACAGGUUGUUUUUUUAAUUUCUGCUGAAUGUGCCCCUCUUCUCUGUUCUCAUAACUGGAGGAAAGCCAUAAAUUAAAGAUGCACAAGGAGGACUGGUGGUGGUCAGGUCAUUUGUUUUUAAUUGGUGCAUGGGCUAUGUAUGUUAUACUAUGAGAUAUAUUACAACAUAUAAUGACUCAACACACUUGUGAAAGGAACUGCAGUCACAUACUUUUCUUUUCGGAAAUGAUCUUAAAAAAGAAAUUCAAACGUGCUGAUAUCACAUAAAUGAAUACCUGUCCACAAAAUGAAAUACUUCUCAAAAACUUGUUAUAACACUGGACAUAAAACAUAAAACAUAAAACAAAAUAUUGCUGCCUUAACCUAAAAGGUGUAAUUGUUUUUCCUUUGUUUUUUUUAUUGUCAUGAAUGAAAUUGUAAUAAAUGUUGAUACAGCUUGUU
Paralichthys olivaceus (Japanese flounder) is the source of this 2501-nucleotide messenger RNA. RefSeq names its product solute carrier family 25 member 39 (gene slc25a39). Gene Ontology annotation, cellular component: mitochondrion. NCBI's taxonomy places the organism in Eukaryota, Metazoa, Chordata, Actinopteri, Pleuronectiformes, Paralichthyidae. Gene Ontology annotation, biological process: mitochondrial transmembrane transport. The record is from RefSeq and is a predicted model, not a curated record.